UGGGCUUCUAAAGCGCAUGCAGCUUGUUAAAAGUAGCAAGUGAGAAGAAUAUUUUGUUUUCCUCAAGAAGGCCCUCGUCCACUCACACACUUCAUGACAUCCUAGUCAGUUUUUUGUACAUUUAAUUUAUUAUUUUACAAGCCUAUCAUUAAACCAGUCGAGUACCACUGGUGAUUGCAUUGGUAUUUUCUCUCCAAUCGGACGCGAGCUCAGGCACUUCCCCUAUCAUCGCCGGCGCUGCACUGGUUGAAGUCUACACUGGUUGCCACAACCCGUUUGAUCAGCUGAGGAGCAGACUCACUGCUUCGCCAUGGGGUACGGACGGUCGGACAGCUACCGUGUGGCUACCACACAGGACAACAAAGAUGGAGACAAGGAGUCUCCAUCCAAGAAGGGGAAGGGAGGCAAGGACCUUGAUGACCUGAAGAAGGAAGUCCCUCUGACGGAGCAUAAGAUGUCCGUAGAGGAAUGUUGCCGGAAAUUCAACACUGACAUUGUCCAGGGUCUGACCACUGCCAAGGCUGCUGAGUACCUGAUCCGUGAUGGCCCCAACGCUCUGACCCCUCCGCCCACCACCCCGGAGUGGGUGAAGUUCUGCAGGCAGCUGUUUGGAGGCUUCUCCGUCCUGCUGUGGAUCGGAGCCAUCCUCUGCUUCCUGGCCUACGCCAUCCAGGCCGCCACGGAGGACGACCCCGCCGGAGACAACUUGUACCUGGGUAUCGUGCUGUCAGCUGUGGUCAUCAUCACCGGCUGCUUCUCCUACUUCCAGGAGGCCAAGAGCUCCAAGAUCAUGGAGUCCUUCAAGAACAUGGUGCCCCAGCAAGCCCUGGUGAUCCGCGAGGGUGAGAAGCUCCAGAUUAAUGCUGAGGAGGUGGUGGCCGGAGACCUGGUGGAGGUGAAGGGAGGAGACCGCAUCCCCGCUGACCUGCGCGUCAUCUCCGCCCACGGCUGCAAGGUUGACAACUCUUCUCUGACUGGUGAGUCGGAGCCCCAGACCAGGUCACCUGACUGUACCCAUGACAACCCCCUUGAGACUCGCAACAUCGCCUUCUUCUCCACCAACUGCGUUGAAGGUACCGCGCGCGGCAUCGUGAUCAGCACCGGCGACCGCACGGUGAUGGGUCGCAUCGCCACGCUGGCGUCCGGCCUGGACACGGGCAAGACGCCCAUCGCCAAGGAGAUCGAGCACUUCAUCCACAUCAUCACGGGCGUGGCCGUCUUCCUGGGCGUCUCCUUCUUCAUCCUGUCCAUCGCGCUGGGCUACACCUGGCUGGAGGCCGUCAUCUUCCUCAUCGGCAUCAUCGUGGCCAACGUGCCCGAGGGACUGCUCGCCACCGUCACCGUGUGUCUGACGCUGACAGCCAAGCGUAUGGCUCGCAAGAACUGCCUGGUGAAGAACCUGGAGGCCGUGGAGACCCUCGGCUCCACCUCCACCAUCUGCUCCGACAAGACCGGCACCCUGACCCAGAACCGCAUGACCGUGGCCCACAUGUGGUUCGACAACCAGAUCCACGAGGCUGACACCACUGAGGACCAGUCUGGCGCCUCCUUCGACAAGUCCUCCGGCACGUGGGUGGCUCUGGCGCGCGUGGCCGGCCUGUGCAACCGCGCCGUCUUCAAGGCGGGCCAGGACACUCAGCCGAUCCUGAAGCGUGACGUGGCCGGCGACGCCUCCGAGUCGGCCCUGCUCAAGUGCAUCGAGCUCUCCUGCGGCUCCGUCAAGGCCAUGAGGGAGAAGAACAAGAAGGUGGCCGAGAUCCCCUUCAACUCCACCAACAAGUACCAGCUGUCUGUGCAUGAGACGGAGGAUGAGAACGACAACCGCUACCUUCUGGUGAUGAAGGGAGCACCAGAGAGGAUCCUGGACCGCUGCUCCACCAUCAUGGUCCAGGGCAAAGAGCAGAACAUGGACGAGGAGAUGAAGGAGGCCUUCCAGAACGCCUACCUCGAGCUCGGAGGACUGGGAGAGAGGGUGCUGGGCUUCUGCCACGUGUUGCUCCCGGAGGACCAGUUCCCCAAGGGCUUCGCCUUCGACACGGACGACGUCAACUUCCCCACGGAGAACCUCUGCUUCAUCGGCCUCAUGUCCAUGAUCGACCCGCCCCGUGCCGCCGUGCCCGACGCCGUGGGCAAGUGCCGCUCCGCUGGCAUCAAGGUCAUCAUGGUGACAGGCGAUCAUCCAAUCACAGCCAAGGCCAUCGCCAAGGGGGUGGGCAUCAUCUCCGAGGGCAACGAGACAGUAGAGGACAUCGCUGCCCGCCUGAACAUCCCCGUCAGCCAGGUCAACCCCAGGGAUGCCAAAGCGUGUGUGAUCCACGGCACGGACCUGAAGGACCUGAGCACGGAGCAGAUGGAUGACAUCCUGAAGAACCACACAGAGAUCGUGUUCGCCAGGACCUCCCCCCAGCAGAAGCUCAUCAUUGUGGAGGGAUGCCAACGCCAGGGUGCCAUCGUGGCGGUGACGGGUGAUGGUGUGAAUGACUCCCCCGCCCUGAAGAAGGCUGACAUCGGCGUUGCCAUGGGAAUCUCGGGCUCAGACGUGUCCAAGCAGGCUGCCGACAUGAUCCUGCUCGAUGACAACUUUGCCUCCAUCGUCACUGGAGUGGAGGAGGGUCGCCUGAUCUUUGACAACCUGAAGAAGUCUAUUGCCUACACCCUGACCAGCAACAUCCCGGAGAUCACCCCCUUCCUCUUCUUCAUCAUCGUCAACAUCCCCCUGCCCCUCGGCACCAUCACCAUCCUCUGCAUCGACCUGGGUACCGACAUGGUGCCAGCCAUCUCCCUGGCCUACGAGGCGGCCGAGAGUGACAUCAUGAAGCGCCAGCCCAGGAACCCCGCCAGGGACAAGCUGGUCAACGAGAGGCUCAUCUCCAUCGCAUACGGACAGAUCGGUAUGAUCCAGGCUCUUGGCGGCUUCUUUGCCUACUUCGUGAUCAUGGCUGAGAACGGCUUCCUGCCAUCCACGCUGGUGGGCAUCCGGCUGGAUUGGGACGACCGCUACAAAAAUGACCUGGAGGACAGCUACGGACAGCAGUGGACAUAUGAGCAGAGGAAGAUUGUGGAGUUCAGCUGCCACACAGCCUUCUUCGUCAGCAUCGUGGUGGUGCAGUGGGCCGAUCUCAUCAUCUGCAAGACCCGCAGGAACUCAGUCUUCCAGCAGGGCAUGAAGAAUAAGAUCCUGAUCUUCGGCCUGUUUGAGGAGACAGCCCUGGCGGCCUUCCUGUCCUACACACCAGGCAUGGACGUGGCCCUCAGGAUGUACCCCCUCAAGCCUAGCUGGUGGUUCUGUGCAUUCCCAUACAGUUUCCUCAUCUUUGUCUAUGAUGAGAUCCGAAAACUACUCUUGCGUCGGAACCCAGGAGGCUGGGUCGAGAGGGAGACAUACUACUAAAAAAUUAUCAUCCAUUCUUUACUCUACACACUCCCCACUCCCACCCCUCUCCUGCUCCCUUCUCUCCUCCUCCUCCCUCUCGUAAAUUCAUCCCAUCUUUUUCUCAAUCUGUCUCUCUUUUCCUCCUCUCUCUCUUCUUCCCGUCCAAAUCAUCUGUCCAUCAUGUAAGGAAACCGUACUCUAGCCGUUUGUCCCCCUAGUCUUUCGUUUUUUUUCUUUCUUUCUUCCUUUUUUUUCUUUUCCUGCCUCUAGAGGAAACCUGCCAAGACAAGAAGAGGACCAACGACAGAAUUGGAGAGAAAGAGGGAGUUAGAGAAUGAGAGAGAGAGUGAGAGAGAAAGAGACAGAAAGUGAGUGAUGGGGUCACCACCGCCCCUCCUCCUCCUCCUCUUCCCUCCAUCUUUCCUCCUGUCUGUCUGUCUUUUUCUACUUAUCUCUUCCUUUCAUUUAUUUUCUUUUUCGUACCCAAAGACUACAGCUGUAACUCUGCCAGUACUGUUGUUAAUGUGAACGUCUACGAGCGAUACUGUUACUAUUAAAAUGACAACUGUGGCUACUGUACACUGCCACCACUUACCAAGCGGGUCUUAAUCACCCCUGUUGCCCUUAUCAACGGCAGCUCACAUGAAUGCAACCCCACCCCGUCCCACACCCCCAUACACACACACGCACACACACCCUCACCCGAACAUCACCACAUAUUUCACCAGACCAUUCUAGCCAAUACUUUCCUCUCUCUCCUAUCCUUGCCUAUCUUUCUCCUUCUAUCGGCACCUCUGUUCAUCCCUCUCUUUUCCCCCUCCUUUUGUCCCCUUCCAUCCACCCUCUCCUCUGUCCCUCCUAUGACUGUCCAUCUAAGAAGCAGAGAGAUCCUCCUGCUGGGGACCCCCCCAACGCUCACAUUCCUCUAACGAGGGGAAGAAAAGAUGGCAACCGUACACACACCCAUCUUCUUUCCUCCUUUCCUGACUUCUUUGUCACCUUUCCCUCUGCUCUCUUCCCUUUAUCCCACCUCCCUCCUCCCUUAAUUUGUUCUUUCUCGUCUGUUCUGCCUGCUAACCGUGUUGGUGUAUUUCAAUAGAAGACAGUGUUUUUUUUCAAAUACAGAUGUUGGUUACUCUCUUCUUUUUUUUCAAAAUACUGCCAGUGUCCCCCGCCCCCCUCUUGUCAGGAGUGAGCUUGAGAGCUACCUGUUUUUAUUUUUGUGUUGUUUCCUUCAUACAUGACAAAGCACACCAGGCACUCAUCACACUUCUUCUCCCAUCUCUCUCUUUCUCUCCCUCCCUUACUCUUUCUGUCUCUCUUUCUCACUCCUCCUCUCCUCUCCUCUCCGUCGUCCCUUCCCUUCCCUAUUCUUUCUCUCCUGCACUCCCCCUUUCAGCCCUCCCUCUUCUCUGUCCUCCCCUCGUCUGUCUGUCUGUCUGUUUGUGAACGCUGUGCAAAAAAAACCCUCCCUCCUUCUUUCCGUACCCUUCCUCUCCUCCCCCUCUCCUCUCCUCUCCUUUCCUCCCCACCUAGUCCUUGUUGAAAAGAAGAUGAAGAAAAAAAAGAAACUACAAUCUCUCUGUGUCCUAGGAAAAAGAGAUUUCUCUCCAAUUUCAUUGUUUAAAUAAAUUGAAAAGAAGUGACGAUAUAAUGUGGAAAAACUGAAAGGUGUUGUACCUACCGUGCUAAAACAGCAGCAAAAAAUAUGAAAUAAACAGAAGGAUCU
Engraulis encrasicolus (European anchovy) is the source of this 5102-nucleotide messenger RNA. It is a transcript of the gene atp1a3a, whose product is annotated as ATPase Na+/K+ transporting subunit alpha 3a. The transcript is spliced from 23 exons. Lineage: Eukaryota; Metazoa; Chordata; Actinopteri; Clupeiformes; Engraulidae. The record is from RefSeq and is a predicted model, not a curated record. Gene Ontology annotation, biological process: sodium ion export across plasma membrane; intracellular potassium ion homeostasis; proton transmembrane transport. The coding region runs from base 311 to 3391 and encodes 1026 amino acids. Gene Ontology annotation, molecular function: ATP binding; ATP hydrolysis activity; P-type sodium:potassium-exchanging transporter activity. Gene Ontology annotation, cellular component: plasma membrane.